AUGGCUCUUCUUGUUGAAGGGUUGGAGGUCGGAGGGGAUACCUUCAUUGAAGAGUACAUCAUUGGUCCUGCUAUCGAACCAGCUGACGACCACGUCGCUGAUGGUGAUAGAGAACAAAUAAUACUAUUUGGGCCUGAAGAGGGCCAAUCAUGGAUAGCUCGGCCUUCCAAAGGACCCAGCAUGCUUGGAAGUGUGCUUUCUAUCGGAUCUCGUCAUGGCAGCGUGGGGAACCAAAAUGUACCCCUUACGGAUCCUAUUGUCACGCUUUUUGGGAGUGUCCAUGAGAACAUCUCUCUCGCUGGAGGAAGUAUGAGGAGAUUAAUGUCUUCAAAAUUUGACAGUAUGAUCAGUAUCACAGAUCAGCACCCCAAGACCGAGCAGUGGGAUGAGGAGAACCUCCAUAGGGAUGAUGAGGAGUAUGCAACUACUGAUGGUGCUGCAAGUGACUAUGAAAACAAAGUACACAGCCCUCUGCUGUCCCGACCGAAUACAAGUGCCGAAGGGAAGGACAUUGCACAUCACGGGCACCGUGGAAGUGCUUUGGGUUUGAGAAGAAGAAGCCUGUCCGAUGAGGGUGGUGAGGCAGCAACCAGCACUGGCAUUGGUGGCGGAUGGCAGCUCGCCUGGACAUGGUCAGAGCGAGAAGGUGAGGACGGUAAGAAGGAAGGGAGUCUCAAAAGAAUCUACUUACACCAAGAGGGAGUUGCUGGCUCAAGAAGGGGAUCUGUUGUCUCACUUCCUGGUGGAGGUGAUGCCUCUGAAGGUGGUAAGUUCAUACAUGCUGCUGCUCUGGUCAGCCAGUCAGCUCUUUACCCGAGGGAUAUUACAGAACAGCGCAUGGCCGGUCCAGCCACAAUGCACCCAUCAGAGGCAGCUGCCAAAGUUCCAAGCUGGAGGGACCUGUUUGAACCUGGUGUGAGACGUGCCCUGUUAGUUAGUAUUGGAAUUCAGAUCCUUCAACAGUUCGCGGGAAUAAAUGGGGUUCUCUACUACACUCCGCAAAUUAUGGAGCAAGCUGGUGUGGCAGUUCUUAUUUCCAAUCUUGGUCUCAGUUCGGCAUCAGCAUCCAUCCUAAUUAGUUCUGUCACCGCCCUACUUAUGCUCCCUAGCAUUGGUUUAGCCAUGAGACUUAUGGAUGUAUCUGGAAGAAGUCUUGAUAGCAUCUUAAUUGUCCUGGUUGUGUCUAAUGUUAUCGAGUUGAGUACAGUGGUCCAUGCUGUGCUCUCCACAAUUAGUGUCAUCACCUACUUAUGCUGCUUCAAAAUGGGCUUCGGCCCCAUUCCCAACAUUCUAUGUGCAGAGUUUUUUCCAACCAGGGUUCGUGGCAUCUGCAUUGCCAUCUGUGCUUUGAUAUUUUGGGUUGGAGACAUUAUUGUCACAUACAGUCUUCCUGUGAUGCUGAAUGCUAUUGGUCUAGCAGGCGUAUUUGGCAUAUACGCAGUUGCCUGUGCCAUUGCCUUUGUGUUGUCUAUCUUAAGGUUCUGGAGACAAAGGGCAUGCCCCUUGAGGUCAUCACUGAGUUCUUUGCAGUCAGUGCAAAGCAAGCGGUUGCAAAGGCCUAGUUCCUUCGGCAACUUUGCUUGCAACUUUUGCACCAUGCAACUUGAAGGAAUCUCACCAACAGGUUUGGGAGGUUUUUGA
This is a messenger RNA of Miscanthus lutarioriparius, 1641 nucleotides long. NCBI's taxonomy places the organism in Eukaryota, Viridiplantae, Streptophyta, Magnoliopsida, Poales, Poaceae. The record is from the annotation of a GenBank genome assembly.